AAUUAAUCAAGUCAGUGCUAAAUCAAUUGUACAAGACAAGAGAGAGGUACCGUCACAUUGACAGGAAAUGCGUUCGUGAUUAUUUUCUCUAUAGUCAAGUUAUUCAAGACGAAGAAAGAUAAAAAGAAUGCUAUGAUCAACAAAAUCUUACUUUGUAAUCUGUCAGCGUCUGAUUUUCUCGUUGGGGUUUACACAUUUUCCAUAUGCAUAAUGAGUAUAACAAUGCGAGGUGAGUAUUGCAAAGAAGAUAUAGAAUGGAGAAGUGGAAAAACCUGUUCUGCUAUUGGAACUCUGCUUAUGAUUGGAACAGAGUCUUCAGUUUUUACUCUCACAAUCAUUACAGGAUUUAGAGUAUAUACUGUUCUGAGACCAUUUAAUGAAGUUAGCCUCAGAACAAUCCGCCCUAUUAUCGUAUUGUCAUGGACUCUUGCUAUUGCAAUUGCCGUGAUUCCGUUGUUGCCAGUUACUGAAGACUACUUUGUGGACAAUGUAUGGUUGAGUCAAAAUCCAUUUUUUUCAAUAAUCAACAAAAACGAAAUAAGGGGAAUAAAUCAAUGGAUUUCAACAAUACAAACUGAAAAUAAUGAUACAUUGAAAUUAAGUGACUCAUGGUCAGCAUUGGAAACUAUGCUCAAAAGACUAAAUCCUAAAUUCAAUAUUGACCGAAAGUUUGGAUAUUACUCAACUCAUACCGUUUGUCUCCCGACACUAUUUCCGAAUCCAAUAAAGGAUAUGGCAUGGGGUUAUUCACUAAUCCUUCUCAUCAUCAAUUUCUUGGCCUUUUUUGUGAUUUCAGUCGGAUAUUUUGUGAUAUAUAAAAAUUCAACUCGAGAAAAUAAAGCAUUGACCAACCAACAGUUAAAGAAAAGGGCAAAAUCCAUGCAGAAAAAAGUUACCGUGAUCAUCAUAACAGAUUUGUUGUGUUGGAUGCCAAUUUGUAUAAUGGGAUUUCUACAAGUUGCUGGCAUAGAUAUACCAAACGACGCUUAUCUUCCUGUUGGGCUAAUGAUCAUACCAAUCAAUAGCAUGAUAAAUCCUGUGUUGUAUUACGCUCCUCCCACACCUAUUAAAUAUAUUUUGGCUUGGUUCAGAAAAAGGGUUCAUGCAAAACACGAACAUGCAGCCGAAAGCCCACAAAAGAAAAUUGACAAAAAUGGAAAACAAUAUGAAAACUGAACAAGUAUAAUGACGCAUUUCUGCAAAAGAGCACUUCUAAAUAGAUUUAAAAACUCGGACAACCUUGUAAC
Messenger RNA from Styela clava, 1247 nucleotides. NCBI's taxonomy places the organism in Eukaryota, Metazoa, Chordata, Ascidiacea, Stolidobranchia, Styelidae. The record is from RefSeq and is a predicted model, not a curated record.